Molecule: messenger RNA, 2483 nt
Organism: Amphiprion ocellaris (clown anemonefish)
Lineage: Eukaryota; Metazoa; Chordata; Actinopteri; Pomacentridae
Gene: gabrp
Product: gamma-aminobutyric acid type A receptor subunit pi
Exons: 10
Coding region: 611-1963 (450 amino acids)
Biological process (GO): signal transduction; monoatomic ion transmembrane transport; regulation of membrane potential
Cellular component (GO): membrane; GABA-A receptor complex; synapse
Molecular function (GO): neurotransmitter receptor activity; GABA-A receptor activity; extracellular ligand-gated monoatomic ion channel activity
Source: RefSeq, a predicted model, not a curated record
AAGCCCAGAAAGAGGUGCAGUGCCAGUGUAAAUUGGAAGCACAGGAGGUAGAUACAGAUUUAGGGCCAAAAGGAAAAAGGGGAAUAUUAACAACAAUUUAAAAAAUGAAGGGAUAUGGGGAUCAAACUAGAUGCUAAUGUGUGUGUGGAGGUGGAGGACAGUGAGAAAAGAUGCAGAGCAAAUGAGAUGCUGAGUGGCAUAAAAGAAGGAGAGGGAGAGAGGAUGGAGGGGGGGUUGCUGCACAGAGCCUAUGUGGGGAGAUGAAUAUAGCGGUGCAGAGAGACGGAGGGAGCUGCACAAACAGUAAAACAACCAGCAGUAGCCCACACACCAGGACUACACAUUAGCCUGCAACUGUGGUUUAUUGGUAGAUGGAGGAAACACCGGGAUUAUAAUCACACAUCACAAGUGACCAAGGAAAAGGGGAAACAAUCUCAGCCACUGGCAACACUUGGAGCAGAGGAAGACAAGAAGAGUGGAGGAGGAAACAAAGCAUAGAGCUGGAAGAGUGGAGGAGUGACCUGAGGUGGACAAAGAAAGCCAGAAGAAGAAGAAAAAGAAGAAGUGUGACAAGAUCAAGGCAGUGUUGCCGACCUCUGCCUGCUGAUCCAUGAUGAACCAGCUGCACAUGCUGCUGAUCCUUUUCCUGACCUUCAAACAGGGCGGUUGCAUGUUCUCCAGCAACCACUGGGGUGAAUGGAACGACUCGCAGCUUCAGCCAACAAUUCAGAAGCUCAUGAAAGGAUACAACCGCUACCUCAGACCCAAUUUUAAUGAAGGCCCUGUGGAAAUUGGAAUGAGCCUUGAUAUCGCCAGCAUUGAUGCCAUCUCUGAAAUCAAUAUGGACUACACUGCAACUAUCUUCCUCCGUCAACGCUGGCGGGAUUCCCGGCUGGUCUUCCCGGGAAACGAGAGUGUGAGCGUGGACGGACGCCUCGUGUCUCUGCUCUGGAUCCCUGACACCUUCAUCCCAGAUUCAAAGCGCUCCUUUCUGCAUGAUGUCACAGUAGAAAACCGCCUCAUACGCAUCUUCAGCAACGGAACUGUUCUCUAUGCCCUGCGCAUCACAGCUACAAUCGCCUGCAACAUGGACCUGACCAAGUACCCUAUGGACAAACAGGUGUGCACCCUGCAGCUGGAGAGCUGGGGCUACAACCUCCAGGACGUGGUGUUCUACUGGACCAGAGGGAAUGAUUCAGUGAAGGGCUUGGACACGCUGCGGCUGGCUCAGUACAGCGUAGAGAGCUACUAUACAUCAGUGUCAGAGGCUGUAUAUGAAACAGGACAAUACCCGAAGCUGGUACUGCAUUUUUCAUUGCGCAGAAAUGUAUUGUUCUUUAUCUUGGAGACGUAUGUUCCCUCCAUUCUGCUGGUGGCUCUCUCCUGGAUCUCUUUCUGGAUCAGCCAGUCCUCUGUUCCAGCUAGAACCUGCAUCGGAGUGACAACAGUCUUGACAAUGACCACUCUGAUGAUGGGCGCUCGCACCUCCCUGCCCAAUGCCAACUGUUUCAUAAAGGCCAUAGAUGUUUACUUGGGCAUCUGCUUCACCUUCAUCUUUGGUGCCCUGCUGGAGUACGCCUGCGCUCAUUUUUACACCAUGCAGCACCAGACUAUAGAGGAUUUACACAGGGACCUUCUGAGGGAGUUCAGUGAGUCUAAUGGAAACGGCUCGAUCCCCAUCGUCAGCUCCACCCAGCCAAACCAGUCUGUGGACGUCGGCUCCACCGCAGACGAGCCCGCUGAGCAGUCAGUCAACAGUGACCCGAAGAACCACACUGGGUCGAAAGAGGAGGUGACGAGUCAGGGCUGCGGCUUGUCCUCAGUGAAGAAUGCAUCACGUAGGGCGGCAUCAGUCUUCACUGUGGAAAAUCCACACAAUAUUGAUCGUCACGCCCGCACUGUUUUCCCCACAGCAUUCCUCUUUGUCAAUAUCUUAUAUUGGCUUUAUUAUCUCAUGCUCUGAGUGCUGGUUCCAAGCUGUUUCACCAUCCUGAAGCUGCUCUACCUCCUCAUUUGAGACCCUAAACCAGUGGCGACUGCCUGGAUCUGAACUGAUCUGACACAACCUUUUGUACCACGCAUAUAAUACCUUUUUAGGGCUACAAAUUGGUGAAAAGAAGUGGGUUGGGACUGCAAAUCAGAAAUUCCUCUUUGUAUCAUGCUUUGUAUUUAAAGCUACUGUAUUACUGACCUCGUAUGAAUAGGGGCCUCCUAAAACAUUAGCAUGUAAGAGUGAUAAAUAGCCUCCAUUAUCUACCGACGAAUCCAUAGAUCAAAUGAAGAUGAAUUAACUAGUUACAAACAGUAGCCUGCCUGAGCUGCACCACAUUACACUGUGCUGCAUUGAAUUGCCUUCAUUCAGUGACUGACGUGUUUCACUUUUCUUGUUUUGACUGUAAUACAUUGUUUGUAUGAGACUAUAUACUGUAUAUUUACAUCACAGCAUAUCAUGUGAAAUUAAAGGAAUAAAUCAGUGAAUGGGA